AGGGACAGAUGCCUCGGACACCGCGCCUUACCCGAGGAGUUGUCACAAACAGCCGAGAACCCGACGUCCCAACAUACAGCACCCCUCCACAGCAUGAAGAAUGGAGCCGCCGGACUAGGGCGGGGCGAGGCGGAGUUGGUGUGCGCACGCGCGGGUGACCCGCCCAAGUCCAGACCGUGCGCAGGCGCCACGAGGCGGAGGGGGCGGGACGAGUGCGCCUGUGCCGGCAGGGCUGGCGAGACAAAAGGGAGGGACUCGGGCAGCCCCGCCCCCGAGCCCCGCCCCGAGCGUCCCGCGCUGGGUGUCAGGCUCGCUCGCCCGGUGGUCCCUGGCGCCGACGCCAUGUACCCCACGAGCCCACCGGCCGGCCCGGCCCUGCAUCCGGUCCCUCAUCGCGCUCGUCUUCCCCCGCCCCGGCGCCUUGCCGAGCCGCCGCGAUCGCCGGCUCCCGGCCAGGGUCCCACGGCGCGCCCGCCGCCCACCGCUCCCGGGCCGCGGCCCCGCGUGGCGGUAAAAAUGACUUUCCGCAAGGCCUACUCCAUCAAAGACAAGCUGCAGGCCAUCGAGCGCGUCAAGGGUGGUGAGCGGCAAGCCAGCGUGUGCCGCGACUUCGGCGUGCCGGGCGGCACGCUGCGCGGCUGGCUCAAGGACGAGCCCAAGCUGCGUUGGUUUCUGGACCAGCUUGGUGGAGAGGUGGGCACGCAGCGCAAGAAGAUGCGGCUAGCCAACGAGGAGGAGAUCGACCGCGCCGUCUACUCGUGGUUCCUCACCUUGCGCCAGCACGGCGUGCCGCUGUCCGGUCCGGUCAUCCAAGCGCAGGCCGAGGCCUUUGCUCGCCAGAUCUAUGGCCCCGAGUGUACAUUCAAGGCUAGCCACGGCUGGUUCUGGCGCUGGCAGAAACGCCACGGCAUCUCCAGCCAGCGCAUCUAUGGCGAGGCUGAGCCCCCGGUCGCAGGCCCUGCGCCUGUCAAAGAAGAGCCUGCACAGCCACCCGGCGCCGCCGUCCUACCUGGCCGUGCACUGGCUACUCUGCCCCACUCCGAGGGCGGCUAUGGUGACGAACAGAUCUACAAUGCCAACGUUACUGGUCUCUACUGGAGGUUGCUUCCGGAGCAGGCCGCAACUCAGGGCGCUGGGAACUCCAGCGGACCUAGUGGGUGCAGCCGGCGCUGGCCCGGUGACCGAGUGACAGUGCUGUUGGCCGCCAACCUGACCGGCAGCCACAAAUUGAAGCCACUAGUUAUCGGGCGGCUACCAGACCCACCCAGCUUGCGUCACCACAACCAGGACAAGUUCCCGGCCUCCUACCGCUAUAGUCCGGAUGCCUGGCUCAGUCGCCCUCUUCUUCGGGGCUGGUUCUUUGAGGAAUUCGUCCCUGGCGUCAAGCGCUACCUGCGCCGAAGCUGCCUGCAACAGAAGGCGGUGUUGCUGGUGGCCCAUCCACCUUGUCCAAGCUGGGCCGCUCGGAUGCCUGCCCUAGAGGAGAGUGAGGAGACGCCUAAGCAGUGCCAGCCCGAGCUCUUUGGGUCUCCAGAGGAGCUGCAGACACCUGAUGGUGCAGUCCGAGUGCUCUUCUUGUCCAAGGGCAGCAGCCGAGCACACAUCCCCGCCCCCCUGGAGCAUGGUGUGGUGGCAGCCUUCAAACAUUUGUACAGACGAGAGCUGCUGAGACUUGCUGUGUCUUGUGCCAGUGGCUCUCCGCUGGACUUCAUGAGAAGCUUCAUGCUCAAGGACAUGCUAUACCUGGCUGGCCUCUCUUGGGACCUGGUCCAGGCAGGCAGCAUAGAACGCUGCUGGCUGCUGAGGCUUCGGGCAGCCUUUGAGCCGGGACAGCCUCCAGUCCGCCAGGUAGAGGAGACUACUGAACACGGCAGGGUGCUCAGUGACCUCACACAGCGCCUGGCACCUGAAGAGGUGGCUGAGUGGCCGCACCUCGGUGGUGGUGGAGGUCUCCCUGAGGGCUACAGACAGGAGGUGGUCCCUGCAGCUCCUCCAUCCCCAGCCAGCCUGCCCUCCAGCAUGGGGGCUGGAGAGGAGGAGGAAGAGGCCGCUGAGCAAGGAGCAAUGUUGGUACCUACUGCUGGGGAAGCUGUCUGGGGUCUAGAGACAGCUCUGAGGUGGCUGGAAAGCCAGGAUCCCAGAGAAGUGGGCCCUCUGAGGCUAGUGCAGCUACGUUCCCUCAUUACCAUGGCACGGAGGCUUGCGGGCAUUGGGCCCUCACCAGCAGCUCUGCCUGACGGUGUGUGACUACUGCGGCCCACUGGCCUUUUUCCUGCUGCACUGGGAGAGGGGGCAUGCACCGGCUGCCAUCUUCCACCUUUCUUCCAUGGUGUAGUCCACCGUAGAGGAGUUCUGUUGGUAAAGGAUGCCCUGCCCCGUGGUCCACAACGUCUUGGGGACGUGGCUCAGAGAAGCAAGUGCUGUUUGCUGAGUAGGCACAUGUGGGCCCAUAAGCACAGCACCUUCUGGAGAACAGUUGACUGGACGGAGAACAGUUGACUGUGCCGCCCUUCUGGCCCCUAUGGGGUUUAUCCCUGCCCCUGCCCCCAUGUGCACUGGAUGAGGCUGCUGCUUCUGAUUCACCUGCCUCCCUGGUGCUACCUGGCCUCAUCUCAGUGGGAAAGCACUUGGUUUUGUUUUAAAAACAAACAAGAAUACAUUAAACCUGUUUUAAAAGA
Molecule: messenger RNA, 2678 nt
Organism: Mesocricetus auratus (golden hamster)
Lineage: Eukaryota; Metazoa; Chordata; Mammalia; Rodentia; Cricetidae
Gene: Tigd5
Product: tigger transposable element derived 5
Exons: 1
Coding region: 94-2247 (717 amino acids)
Cellular component (GO): nucleus
Molecular function (GO): DNA binding
Source: RefSeq, a predicted model, not a curated record